ACUUGGGUUGCCAUGUAUGCAAGCAGGAGCUUAGAGUAACACAGUUUGGUUAUCAAUCAACUUCAUAAACACGUUUAUAUUGAUAAAUUAUCUAAUACACAUAUAUAUAUUUAACAAACAAUAAAAAACAUCCUAAAGGAAACUGCCACAAAACAUUUUUGAUCUCAGGUCUUCGCUUUCUUUGUACAUAAUCUGGCAACCUAGCUCCAUAUUGUGCAGGGGCGGUGCUUUCGUCUCACAGUAGUUUCUGGAACCUCAUGGUUAUACCAUGGAGAAAGUGUCACAGUUGAAGGAUCAGGGCAACAAGGCACUGAGUGCCGGGAAGAUCGACGAGGCCAUACGCUGCUACACAGAAGCGUUGGCCCUCGAUCCCUCAAACCAUGUCCUCUUCAGCAACCGCUCGGCUGCCCAUGCCAAGAAGGGCAACUACGAGAGUGCUCUGGAGGACGCCUGUCAGACCAUCAAGAUUAAACCUGACUGGGGAAAGGGCUACUCAAGGAAAGCGGCAGCCCAGGAGUUCCUUGGACAGUUUGAGGAUGCAAAAUUGACGUACCAAGAGGGAUUCAGACAGGAGCCCACUAAUCAGCAGCUGAAGGAGGGGCUGCAGAACAUAGAAGCCCGGUUAGCAGAAAAAAAGAUGAUGAACCCCUUCUCCAUGCCCAACAUGUUUGAAAAGCUGGAGAGCGACUCUCGAACCCAUGCCCUGAUGAAAGAUCCAGAGUACAGAGCGCUUUUGGAGCAGCUCAGGGAUAAACCGUCUAUGCUUGGCUCGAAGCUCCAGGACCCUAGAGUAAUGACCACCCUGUCGGUCCUGCUGGGGUUAGACUUGGCUGGCAUGGAUGAAGAGGAAGAGCCUACUCCUCCCCCACCUCCCAAACCCAAAGAGACUCAGCCACCCCCUCCCAAAGAGGAAGACUUGCCUGCGAACAAGAGACAAGCUCUAAAGGAGAAGGAGCUGGGCAACGAGGCGUACAAGAAAAAAGACUUUACCACUGCACUGGAACAUUAUGAAGAAGCCCUCAAGCAUGACCCAACCAACAUGACAUAUCUUUCUAACCAAGCAGCUGUGUUCUUUGAGAAGGCUGAGUAUGAGAUGUGCAGGGAGCUGUGUGACAAGGCCAUCGAGGUGGGCAGAGAGAACCGGGAGGACUACAGACACAUUGCCAAGGCCUUGGCUAGGGUUGGCAACUCAUACUUCAAGCAGGAGAAAUACAAGGAAGCAGUUCAGUUUUACAACAAGAGUCUGACAGAGCAUCGUACCCCUGAUGUCCUUAAGAAGUGCCAGCAGGCGGAGAAGGUAUUGAAGGAGCAGGAGAAGCUGGCCUACAUCAACCCAGAUCAGGCCUUGGAAGAGAAGAACAAGGGCAACGAGUCCUUCCAGAAAGGAGACUAUCCUUCAGCCAUGAGACAUUACUCUGAGGCCAUCAAGAGGAACCCCAAUGACGCCAAGCUCUUCAGCAACAGAGCUGCCUGCUACACGAAGCUGCUGGAGUUCCAGCUUGCCCUAAAGGAUUGUGAGGACUGUAUCAAACUUGAUCCUACCUUCAUAAAAGGGUACACGCGCAAGGCCGCUGCUUUGGAGGCCAUGAAAGAUUUCUCUAAAGCGAUGGUUGCCUACGAGAAGGCUCUGGAGCUGGACUCUACUUCCAAGGAGGCCACGGAGGGCAUCCAGCGCUGCAUGAUGAGCCAGCACGUGAGGAAUGACGACAGUCCAGAGGACGUGAAGAGGAGGGCCAUGGCUGACCCGGAGGUGCAGCAGAUCAUGAGUGACCCAGCCAUGCGCAUGAUACUAGAGCAGAUGCAGAAGGACCCACAGGCACUCAGCGAUCACCUUAAGAAUCCAGGCAUUGCUCAGAAGAUCCAGAAACUGAUAGAUGUGGGACUGAUAGCCAUCCGGUGAUGAGUGAGGAGAACAGGGCCAGAACCCAUGAAGAACCAACCGCAAGACCAGAGGAUCAAGAUGCCAUUCCCUUAAGAUAUAACCCCCCCCCCUCUCCCUUAUACCCUCAAAAUGAUACUGUAUGCCAUCUCGCCCAAACUUCAACCAACAAAGGGUUUCAUUUUCUUUGUCCAUUUUUACGGCCUUAAUGAAAUUGUACUUAGUGUCUUCCUCAUCACAGAACUCUCUGAAACAAAUCAUUUGAUUGGGCAAACUUAUCAAACACCUAUUACUGGAGCAGCAGACCAGGCUAGAGCUUUGGUUGGCACAAUGACACUGCAUUCAUAUCAGUGCUGCAGCUUAUAACAAAACAAGUAAAGUUCUAUUUGGGUGUUGAACCAUGAUGUCAAGGUGCAAUAUGACUGCUUCAUUUUUCUCUUCCUUUGUUUAUUUUAAGACCUGCUGAGACCAGCAGCCUUAAAUAACUGUGUAGGGCGCCUGACUAAGAUUUCUCCCUUUCUGGACAGGAUAUCUUUCAUAAAUUCAGGUCAAUGUAGUUGUGCUACUGGUGUACAGGCUUACGAGCUCACAAUACUGUGCUUUCCAGAUCUUUAGAAAUGAAUGUUGCUUGGUCAUAGAAGUACUGAUCUUGGGAUCCGCAUUGGAUUACAGCUGUGGAAGUUAAAUGGUGAUUUAACUUUUUUGAAUAUCUUCUCUUGUCAUUAAACCCCUUUGACUGGUAAUACAGAGCAGAGAGAAGUAUCAUCUCUAGUUGGCGCUUGUAUUAAAGCUCUUCUGCUUCACAUGGUGCACAAAAAAUCUGCCAGCCAACAACUGCAGGAUAUUGUUUCUUAAGACCUUUAAUGUCAUACUCAAGGAUGUUUUGUUUGUCAGGUUCUGACAGUAAUGUGGGAGGGUUGUGUUAAAAUAUAUGUACUGUUCCCCAAGCUUAUUUUUUUUCUUUCACAUUUCACCAUAGCCUUGCUAUGCUAGAGUUCUUCAGGACUCUGGGUGCCAGUAGACUAGACAUGGCAGAUUUGAGUCUGUGAUUACACAACCAGUCCAUUAUCAGAAGUGGCACCCACACAUGCUUUAUGUCAAGACAAAUCCCCAGAAGUGUAAUGUACAAGUGAAAUUGAAUCCUGUUCUGCAAAAUAUAUCUGAAUGUAUUUUUAAGUUAA
Messenger RNA from Oncorhynchus kisutch (coho salmon), 3060 nucleotides. RefSeq names its product stress-induced-phosphoprotein 1-like. Bases 269 to 1900 code for a protein of 543 amino acids. Gene Ontology annotation, molecular function: Hsp90 protein binding. The record is from RefSeq and is a predicted model, not a curated record. NCBI's taxonomy places the organism in Eukaryota, Metazoa, Chordata, Actinopteri, Salmoniformes, Salmonidae. The transcript is spliced from 14 exons.